This is a messenger RNA of Trachymyrmex cornetzi, 1003 nucleotides long. RefSeq names its product sin3 histone deacetylase corepressor complex component SDS3. The coding region runs from base 1 to 987 and encodes 328 amino acids. Lineage: Eukaryota; Metazoa; Arthropoda; Insecta; Hymenoptera; Formicidae. The record is from RefSeq and is a predicted model, not a curated record. The transcript is spliced from 8 exons.
AUGUCGUAUCAAGAUUCCGGUUUUUCUACGAUGUACGAUCGUCAGGACGACUAUGAUCUCGAUGAAGACAAUGAAGAGUAUUUGGAGGAGGAUAGGGAUGCCGAGGAGCAAGAUGAAAGCGACGAGGAUACCGAAGAGGCGAGCGAAACUGAUAUGGGAAAAUCUGAAGAAUAUACAGAAAUCAAGGAACAGAUGUACCAAGAUAAAUUAGCUAGUUUGAAAAAGCAGCUGCAGCAAUUGAAGGAAGGCACGCAUCCUGAAUACAAUCGUAAACUAAAACGACUAGAAGCACAAUAUAAGGAACGACUGAGAUUGAAUAUAGUUUAUCGGGAUUACUUGACGGAAUGGGUUGAGCGCGAUUAUAUAUCUGAGAAGAAAGCAGCAGCAAAAGAAUUUGAAGAAAAAAAAAUCGAUCUUAAGGAAAAUCUACUUACUGAUAUGGAGGAAAAACGAAAAAUGAUUGAGUCAGAUCGUCACACAAUGGAACUCACUGGUGAUUCGAUGGAGGUAAAGCCUGUAAUGACGAGAAAAUUACGCAGACGUCCCAACGAUCCAGUACCUGAAAAAGUAGAGAAACGGCGGAAACCACCUCCUGCGCAAUUAAAUUACGUAUUGGACGAUAAAGAUAUCGAAUUUGACUUAAAAGCAAUCAAUCGUGCGAAAGCGCCGACCACUAUUCGCAAACCAGUAGUUUUGCCACAUUACAAUGCGGUAAAUAUUCCAUCGCAACAUAUAUCACAGCCGCCUGAAACCCCAUUGGUGGAAACUCGGAUAGAAGACGGGAAAUUAUUAUAUGAGCGAAGAUGGUUUCAUCGUGGUCAACCUGUCUAUGUUGAAGGCAAGGAUCUUAAUAGAUUCGCAGCUAACAUUUCUGCAAUUGGCACCGAAGCGAUUUGGGUGAAGAAAGUAACAGACAGCAGCAAAGUACGCAUUUACAUAUCGCAGUUGAGUCGUGGAAAGAUCUCCAUCAAACGACGAGCUUCCUAAUCAACUUCUUUAUUAU